Molecule: messenger RNA, 1042 nt
Organism: Punica granatum (pomegranate)
Lineage: Eukaryota; Viridiplantae; Streptophyta; Magnoliopsida; Myrtales; Lythraceae
Source: RefSeq, a predicted model, not a curated record
UCCCUUCCCUCAGCAGUCACGCGACUCACUUUCACUCUCUGUCCACCUCUCCUCUUUUCCAAGCAUUCAUUCCUUCACCAACUUUACCAUUUCCUCUCUAGCUGAGCACGCGAGAGGCAGAAAAAAAUCGGGACCAGGAGAGAACAACUGCAGACGGACCGAUAGAUAACCAUGGAGAGGAAGGUCGUGGUGGUAUGCAGUGUGGUGGGAUUCUUGGGGCUGUUAUCCGCUGCCACAGGUUUCGGUGCAGAAGGAACCAGGAUUAAGGGCUCUGAGGUACAAUUCACUACGCCUACGCAGUGUGAAUACCCAAGGAGUCCCGCUCUACCUCUUGGUUUAACUGCAGCAGUGGCUCUCAUGGUAGCUCAAGUACUUAUUAAUGUCUCAACUGGAUGCAUUUGCUGCAGAAGAAACCCGUACCCUUCAAAUUCUAAUUGGACGCUGGCUUUAGUGUUCUUUGUAGUUUCAUGGUUCACAUUCAUAAUAGCGUUUCUACUGUUGCUGACGGGAGCUGCCCUUAAUGACCAACACGGGGAAGAGAGCAUCUACUUUGGGAACUACUACUGCUAUGUCGUGAAACCCGGAGUAUUUGCUGGAGGAGCCAUCUUGUCUCUGGCUAGCGUAUCCUUUGGGAUUAUGUAUUACCUCACCUUAACUAAAGCAAAGACCAGCAGCAAUGAUCCAUGGGUUUCGGGCCAAGGAGGAGGCAUAGCUAUGGGACAGCCCCAGCUCCCGCCACAGAACACUCAAGAUCCAGUGUUUGUGCAUGAAGAUACAUACGUGAGACGGCAGCUAGCCAGAUGAUGUUAACUUGUUAAGACAUUGCAUUAGCUUUUUGGUACCACUGAUGAACAAGCUCGCGGCAUGAUGCCGGUAGAUAGGUUCUCCUUCUUACUAGGAUGUAUUGGGGAUGAUGGACUUCAGUUUUAUGCCAUUAGAAAAUAUUUUUUUUUCUCCAUCGAUGCGAAUUACGUGCAAGCUCUGGUUUGUUGUGUUGAUGACAUUUCAUGAAGAUUUUAUGAGGUGACAAUAUGAAGCAGUA